Messenger RNA from Daldinia caldariorum, 1143 nucleotides. Its product is annotated as beta-lactamase-like protein. NCBI's taxonomy places the organism in Eukaryota, Fungi, Ascomycota, Sordariomycetes, Xylariales, Hypoxylaceae. The record is from RefSeq and is a predicted model, not a curated record. Bases 1 to 1143 code for a protein of 380 amino acids. The transcript has a single exon.
AUGGCCAAGGUUCCGGAACUCAAUAUUCCCGCUUCGACAUCUACCGUCGACGUCUCUAUCUUGAAUACCACCGGCACAAUCCUUGGUCUCAGUCUUAGUAACUUCGUCGAGCCCAAGGUCGAGGGCCAUGACUAUAUCGCGGCACCCUGUUAUGCUUUCUUGAUCCAGCAUCCUGUUUCCAAACGGACCCUUGUGUUCGAUCUCGGCAUCCGAAAGGACCUCUGGAACCUGCCUCAGAAAACGCAAGACCUGUACAACUCCAUGGGAGUGACCAUAACCGUGCCGAAGGGUGUCCGCGAAAUACUAGACGAGCAGGGCGUCGACACCAAGAACAUCGAAGCGGUGGUUUGGUCCCACUCGCACUUCGACCACACCGGAAACCCAUCCACUUUCGAGCCGAGCACCGCGCUGAUCGUUGGUCCGGGAACUUCCAAGGCUGCCUUCCCGGGAUAUCCCGCCAACCCAGAUAACCCAUACAUCCUCGAGUCCGACUACACGGGCCGCGAGGUGAAAGAACUCGACUUUUCCAAGUCCAACCUGAAGAUCGGGAAGUUUUCGGCCAUCGAUUAUUUCGGAGAUGGCUCGCUGUACUUCCUCGACACCCCGGGGCAUUGCAUCGGCCACAUCUGCGGCUUCGCGCGGGUAACCAGCAACCCGGACAGCUUCAUCCUGAUGGGCGGAGACGGGGUACACUACGACGGCCAGCUGCGGCCUAGCCACUGGCACCCCCUGCCGGACUCCAUCUCGCCGCACCCGUUCGAUCCCGCAGCCCCCCAAACCUGUCCCGGCGAGCUAUUCCACAAGGUGCUCCGCGACGGCAAAGAAGAGCCGAUCUACCUCGCGGCAGACAGCCCGGCCCACGCAGACGUGGUGCAGACCCGAGCGACGAUCAAGGGGCUGCAGGAGUUCGACGCGCACGACAACAUUUUUGUUGUCCCCGCUCACGACCAGUUCCUCCUGAACGUCAUCGACUUCUUCCCCAAACCCGCCAACAAGUUCCUGGAGAAGGGCUGGGUGAAGAAGGCCCGGUGGAUGUUUUUGGCGGACUUCGCCAAAGCCGUGGGGCGGGAGGCGAAAGUAGAGAUUGUUGGUGAUUAUCGUCCGAUCCCUAAGGAGGAAUACAAAGGAUUCAUAGGGAAAUAA